Molecule: messenger RNA, 1495 nt
Organism: Prorocentrum cordatum
Lineage: Eukaryota; Dinophyceae; Prorocentrales; Prorocentraceae
Source: the annotation of a GenBank genome assembly
GCAGCGGCCUCUGCCAUGGCACCCUACAGAGGGUUCGGAUGCCUGGCGUCGCCCGAUGCAGGUGUCGCUGCCAAGCUGCGCGGGCGGUGCUCCCGGUUCUGCCCCAGUGGUCCCCGAGGUGCUGCGUGCCGCCGCGCAGGAUGGCAGCGGUGCCUCGGUGCCACGCCGUAGAGGGCGCCUCCGCGGUAGCUGCCGCAGCUGAUCUGUGCCGGCAGCCCGUUCCCCUUGCAGUCCCCCGCGGAUCGAGCCUUUCUGGUUGACAGGCGCCCUCUUCUCUCACGCGUUCCCUCCUCUCUGCCAGUGGGCACAAGAAAUGCACUGGUCCUCCCAGCAAGUAUCCAUAAGGGCAGCCGCGAAGCGGUGACCACAGAGCUCGGAUACUCUUUACGACUUAUCCAUUGCGGGAUGUGCCUCCCAGCCUCGUGUUCGAAGACUGCCUUGCCCCCUGCCGAGGCCAAAGCCGCCAAUGCCGGCGCUCAGCGAAAGCCUCCCAGCGGCGCCGCCCAUGGAGCCGCCGCGCCCACCUCAGGCCCACACGCACGCCGCAGCCUCCACGGGCGGCGCCGGGAAGAAGGCCGACGAGGAGAACAUGGAGAAGGUGCCCUCCGGCUGGGCCACAACCAGUUUGAACAAGGCGCGCGGGUCGAUAACGGGAGGACGAUUCGUCAAGCUCGAUUGGGAGUCCUCAGAGCCCUGGGCCGCGCAGGAACGCAAGCGGUUGCAGCCCCAGGAAGCCGCGCAGUGCGUGGGGGCAGUGAGGGAGCGCUUCGGGAAGUCUUCGAUCCCACGAGAGAGGAGCUGGAGCGACACGUUGGCCUCGCACGUCCACUGCGCCGCUUCCCGCACGCACUGGCGGCUGGAGAGCGCGUCGGUCGAGCAGCCUGGACUCCUAGACCAGCCGAGCCAGUUCAAGGACAAUAUUGUACUUGGCUCGUGCAGCGACUUGUGCAGCACUAGGGACAACAUGAGCAGGUUCUCCUUGUGCGAGCUGCUGGAGGCGCCGGGCGAGAGGGGCGCGGCGUCGCGGCGCUCGGCGCUGCGGAGGGCCUGCCUGGCGCCCCUGGCGCUCGGGCUGCUGCUCGGCGCUGCGGGCGCGGCGUGGUACCUCCGCGGGGGCUCUGAGGGGGCGCUGCGGCUGCGGGUGGAGGGGGCCGUCGCGGCGGCGGCCGAUGAGGCGCCCUACGCCGAGGUCCCUGCGGGCCUCUGCGAGGAGUUCGGCUGGAAGGCCAUCGAGGACGAGGAGGGGUGCAUCCGGGCCGCGAUCCAGCUGCAGCUGCAGACGGUUGAGCUCUGGAACAUGUCCGUGGGGCAGUGGCCCAGCGGCUGCAGCUACUUCCGCAACGCCACCGCAGGCGGCCGCGAUACUUCUUCGGCGCGAUCGCGCGGCGCGGUCGGGGCCCAGACUUCCGAGGAGGAGUGGGUACCGGCGCCACUACCCUCUCGCGUCGCCACGGCUGGAUUCUCCUCGAAGUUUGGUCCAGACCGCACCCCAUGA